AUGUUGCCCAAUGAUCUACCGUGUUUUAAUAAUCUAGAGAUUACGAGGUGCCCGCAAUUCCUAGUUGAAGGUUCUAGCAUUCGUCUCCCGUCACUCACCUCCAUAGCCAUGAAUGACGUUCCUCUAACAAGCCUUCAGGUGGUCCCUGAGAUGAGGAGUAUGGUUGCUGAUGAAGUGAUAUCGGCAAAUGCAAAGUCUAAGCAUCCGAGUUCAAUAACUUCCUUGAGCAUUGGGAUGAUCAAGAAACUUGUGCUCUUGCCGAAAUGGGUUCCUCAUGGGCCGAUGGAGCUUGAAGCCUUGAAGAUUACUAGCUGUGAAGAACUUAAGACAUUGUGGACGAAUGUGGCGAGAGUGCAACAUAGUCUCCCUGCAUUCCGACAUUUAGAAAUUGAAGGUUAUCCCCAGCUUAUUUCAUUGUUUGAAGAAGAUGAGGAUGAUGAAGACCAACAUCAGCAACAACAAGAAGAGGGACUCCCUUGCAUAGUGAGGCUUGAGCAUCUAACAAUAGAUAAUUGUGAAAAGCUGGAGAAACUGCCACGGCUGCUACAUACCCUCACUUUUCUUCGAGAAUUGCUCAAAUACAUGCCAGAUGCCCUUCCUAAUAAUAAUAGUCUCAGUCACUUGUUCUUGUAUGGGUGUAAGAAUUUGGAGUCCAUUCCGGAAGGAUGGUUCUACUCCGCAACGAAUUUGAGAGAAUUGGAUGUCAGGGGAUGCAAAAAAUUGAAGGACUUGCAGCUCUUGCCACACGGAUUGCAGACCAUCAACUACCUCACUUCUCUUCAUUUACUGGAGAUGAAUAUUUCACAUUGGAACAACAACUUCAAGAAGCUUGGUUUGCACAGUUUAUCCUCUCUUACAACACUGUUGAUUUCAGGCAGAGAAGAAGAAGAUCUGGUGGGUUUUAGCUUUCCGAUAGAUGGGAUGUUGCUGCCCACCUCUGUAAUCAGUCUUUAUAUCGGUGGUUACCCUAGGCCCAAAUCUUUACCAGUGCAAAGGCUGCCUUCCUCACUGAAUACAUUGUCGAUAUGGGGAAGUUGGAAACUAACAGGGAAAUGUGAAAAGGGUAAAGGAAAAUAUUGGCCCCACUUGAGUCACAUUCCUCAAGUCUACGUCCACGGAUGA
Messenger RNA from Camellia sinensis, 1122 nucleotides. Lineage: Eukaryota; Viridiplantae; Streptophyta; Magnoliopsida; Ericales; Theaceae. The record is from RefSeq and is a predicted model, not a curated record.